UAGGAAGUAAUUGUUGUGAUAGUGAUUCUAUCAAGGAGAGUGCAUCGUGCAGUGACAGGCAUGUGUUCCAACAGCGACUUCGUCGUCACCAUCACACAUGGAAGUGAAAAGCACAAACUGCAAGUUGAGGCUGAAGAGGAUCACAAUGAGCCCACUCUUCAGGACAUGGCAUUGUCUGUGGAGAAAGUCACUGGGGUACCACUUGCUUCACAGAAACUUAUAUACAAAGGAAAGUCACUUAAGGAAAUGCAACAGAAACUUUCAGUGUUGGGUAUCAAGAAUGGCUGUAAAGUAAUGCUAAUUGGAAAAAAGAACUGUCCAGAGGAGGAAUCUGAAUUAAAGAAGCUAAAAGAUUUUGAAAGAUCUGUGGAACAGAUAGCAAACAAAGUAGAAGAUGUUAACAAGGAACUAUUGGCAAUCCAGAAGGGUUUUCUCACUAAAAGUCUUCAAGUGGAAGCUCUUGGCAAGCUUGACAAAAGAAUAAAGACCACUGUGGAGCAGUUCAUGAAGGUCCUGGAACAGAUAGACUCAAUGACUAUGCCAGAAAAUUUCUGUGACUGUAAGAUGAAAAGAAAAGGACUGGUACAAAAAGUUCAGGGUCUACUUGCUCAAUGUGACACAGUAGAAGGUAUAUCAGCCAAGAGAUGGACAAGCUUCAGUGCAAGAAUUUUGCUUUAUCAAAGUAAAGGCUAUGAUGAAAUGCAUUACAAUAGCAGAGAAAUUGCUCUGUGAGCAAUUUUUAAGGAGAUUCACUCUUUACAUUGCAGUAUAUACCUAGUUUGCAUUACAUUAUAGUUUCUGUUAGCUGUAUUGCUAUAUUUUGCCUGGUGGAGAUCUGCUGCAAUUUGUUUAUUUAAAUUAAGUCAUGUCUGCUAUCCUGAAAUGACUGUUGGUGAGUACUUGUGUUCCCCAGUGCAGUAAGAACUCUGGAGCAUCUCUUUACGUAACUAUGUUGUGUUGUUCCACUCCUGCUAGAAGUUUUAUAAUAAAUGUAUAACUGGAUUUGUAUGCCCCCUGCACAAUGGUCCGUGACAAACCGUAACAGUUGUAAAUUUAUUCACAAACAUGUAGUAGGAAUAAUGGCGAAACAGCACCACAUUUUUCUAAUGUAUCUGAUGUACCUGUUAAAUUUACUGUGCUUACUUCUUUAAAAACACACUUGUAAGAGUAUUUAAAGUGAUUUCUGGAAGAAAAAAAAGUAUAUUUAAAUCUGGUAACAUUCCUGUUUAAACAUUAAAAAAUGUCAGCUCACAAAUCACUUGCUGUAUUCUUACCGAUGAUACUCAUUCCCUCACUACUCUAUGCAUGUUGGUCCAGCAAUUGCGUCCCAACAAAGGGACUGCAGCAAUCAGAUCUUUUUGACGGGACAUCAUUACUGGACCAGGAAGCUGAGAGCAUCUGGGAACCAGAGCAACGGGGAAUCUGUAAGCCCUUUUUUAAAUAACAACACUGUUAGCCGUUUGAAUUUUUUUUUCAGGUAUAUGCACUAAACCAUCAGCUGAUAUACGAGUAGGGAACCAUGCAAAUUUAGGAUCUGGCUUAUGUUAUACAUAAAAGAUGGUAGUAAGGAAGGACUACCACUGUUUACUUCUAUACUGA
Bufo bufo (common toad) is the source of this 1599-nucleotide messenger RNA. It is a transcript of the gene BAG1, whose product is annotated as BAG cochaperone 1. Lineage: Eukaryota; Metazoa; Chordata; Amphibia; Anura; Bufonidae. The coding region runs from base 61 to 732 and encodes 223 amino acids. Gene Ontology annotation, cellular component: cytosol; membrane; cytoplasm. Gene Ontology annotation, biological process: protein stabilization. Gene Ontology annotation, molecular function: protein-folding chaperone binding; adenyl-nucleotide exchange factor activity. The record is from RefSeq and is a predicted model, not a curated record. The transcript has 7 exons.